Messenger RNA from Labrus bergylta (ballan wrasse), 1171 nucleotides. Lineage: Eukaryota; Metazoa; Chordata; Actinopteri; Labriformes; Labridae. The record is from RefSeq and is a predicted model, not a curated record.
AAGGUAACUUGAAGCUCGAUCGUUUCCUGCUCCCCGUUUCGGUCUUGUUUCAGUAAAGCCCACCACAGGUCAGGACCACUGUUCCCAGUAAACCCAGCGGAGAGACGGUGUGACGACGGGAGUGCGAGGAGGACGGCAGGUUUCCGUUAAAGCACCGGGAGCACCGGGAGGAAGGGCGGGACUGAGAAUGGCGAAAACGUACGACUAUCUGUUCAAGCUGCUGCUGAUCGGAGACAGCGGCGUCGGUAAAACCUGCCUGCUGUUCCGGUUCAGUGAAGACGCCUUUAACACCACCUUCAUCUCCACCAUCGGCAUCGACUUUAAGAUCAGGACGGUCGAGCUCGAUGGAAAGAAGAUCAAACUUCAGAUUUGGGACACGGCGGGUCAGGAGCGGUUCAGGACCAUCACAACGGCCUAUUACAGAGGAGCCAUGGGCAUCAUGCUGGUGUAUGACAUCACCAACGAGAAGUCCUUCGACAACAUCAGGAACUGGAUACGCAACAUCGAGGAGCAUGCGUCUUCAGACGUGGAGAGGAUGGUUCUGGGAAACAAAUGUGACAUGAACGACAAGAGACAAGUGUCCAAAGAGAGAGGAGAGAAGCUGGCCAUCGAUUACGGGAUCAAGUUUUUGGAAACCAGCGCAAAGUCCAGUAUCAACGUGGAGGAGGCCUUUUUCACACUCGGCAGAGACAUCAUGACGAGACUCAACAGAAAGAUGAACGACAACAACCCGCCAGGAGGAGGCGGGCCGGUUAAAAUCACAGAGUCUCGAUCUAAAAAGAGCUUCUUCAGGUGUACACUGUUGUAGGAGGAGCUCCCACUCUCGCCUCCUCCUCCUCCUCCUCCUCCUCCUCCUCCUCCUCCUCUGGCUGCUGCAGAACUGAACCUCCCACUGCAGGAGGACGUCAGCCGAGAAUCAAACCUGUGGAAAUCAUGAAGACGUCUUCAUGUUGAAUCUGCUCCCUCAGGAGCGUCUCUGCUUUUUAAUCAGCUCAGAGCUCAAUGCUCCCCUCCUGCACGCCUCCUCCUGUUUGUGUUUUUAAUUUGCAUCCUGAGAGGACGCCUCCCCUCCCCCCUCCCCCCUCCCCCUUCGAUUUGACGUCUUACUCUAAGAGGACGACGGCUCUCAGUCGAUGCAUCCUCCCUCUUUGAGGACAUCUUAAUCCGAGGA